CUUGUGAACAAGCUCUUCGAUUAGAAGAAAGUGAUGUGUGCAAGCAAUCUCUUCGGGAUAAAUAAGAUGCCAGGGUGAAUGAGAAUGACCCUUAUUCAUCUCCUGUGUGGUUCUUCUCGCAAUAGCCGGCCUCAGAUAAUUCAAUUUUGUUGACUAUCUGAAUUCGAUUCUAAUUGAUCCUCCUCCUCUGCGAUCCCGUCUCAAAUCUCCGUUGAAUUUGGGAUUGGAUCGUCUUUCUUUUUCUUUUUUUUUUUCUUUUUAAUUUUUGGUUUUAAUCAUCUGGGCACCGGCGGAAAUCCUUGAUUUUAAGGUGCAGGGAAGGAAUUUGUUUGCUUGUGGCUUUUUCAGGUGGUGGGUCGAUCUGAUAUCGGGUUUAGCUUGGUGGGUUUUGAUCUGGGAUUUUGUGGGUGGGAUUGUUGGGAGUUUGUGCAUCGGGUUUUUGACCUUUGGAUUCGAUUUCUGCGGUUGAAUUGAAAUGGUCUAUAUCCAUAGCUCAAUCUCGGUCUGCAACUCCGUUGACCAGCCCGCGACAACAAUCAUGGCGAAUUCUGUGAACUCGAAUGAUUUGUACCCAAAAUCAAGGCACAAUAGUCACGUUCCGAAGAACAAAAAGGUACCCAAUUUACCAAGCUGCCUGAAAAUCCCUGAUUGCGAAAGAUCUCGAUCUGCAGCUGUGGAUGUUUUGAUUUUGAUUGCUGUGAUUGCUGCUUGCGGGUUCUUGUUAUUUCCUUAUAUCAAGUUUGUAUCCCUCGAAUCAACUAAAUUUACUGGGGCUGUGUUUUAUUUGGUUAAAGAGGAGAUCAUGGAAGCUCCAAUGAUUUAUGGAUCCAUAGGAUUAAGCUUUUGUUGUGCUGCAAUGGCUGCCUGGAUUGUACUCCUCUGUACAACUAGGAAAUGUGGAAACCCGAACUGCAAGGGGCUGAGGAAGGCAGCUGAGUUUGAUAUUCAGCUGGAGACAAAGGAUUGUGUGAAGAAUUCCAGCACUCUGGGAAAAGAUGGAGUUAAAAAGGGACUUUUUGAGUUACCGCGUGAUCACCACAGGGAACUGGAAGCUGAGCUAAAGAAGAUGGCCCCGGUUAAUGGAAGAGCAGUGCUCAUUUUUCGAGCAAGGUGUGGAUGUUCUGUUGGGAGAUUGGAGGUUCCAGGGCCAAAGAAGCAUAAGAAGAUCAAGAAGUAGGACCUUUAUAUGAUUGAUAAUUGAUAGAGAAAGGAUAAAGCAAUACAGGAAUACUCAUAAUGCAGAGAGGAGUGCCUUCUCUGGUCAGUUUUAAUCAGACCUCCUUUGUUUUUAAAUAAGCCCAUGAUGGCAAUAAGUUGUAAGGAUCAUAUACAGUUGGUUAUAGUGGAGAAUAUAAGAAUCCUUUCUUU
Rubroshorea leprosula is the source of this 1368-nucleotide messenger RNA. The record is from the annotation of a GenBank genome assembly. NCBI's taxonomy places the organism in Eukaryota, Viridiplantae, Streptophyta, Magnoliopsida, Malvales, Dipterocarpaceae.